Messenger RNA from Neurospora hispaniola, 5204 nucleotides. RefSeq names its product glycosyl transferase family 41-domain-containing protein. Gene Ontology annotation, molecular function: protein binding; glycosyltransferase activity. The transcript is spliced from 2 exons. The coding region runs from base 192 to 5159 and encodes 1655 amino acids. NCBI's taxonomy places the organism in Eukaryota, Fungi, Ascomycota, Sordariomycetes, Sordariales, Sordariaceae. The record is from RefSeq and is a predicted model, not a curated record. Gene Ontology annotation, biological process: protein O-linked glycosylation.
CGUCACUCCUUUCUGAUCUCGCGUGUUUUCCAUGAUUCGAUCACCUGCUUAACCCGGAGUUCUAUACCCAUCCUUGGACUUGUUUUCGUUCUCCAUCUUCUUCGAUAUCGCGCUUGCAAGUUACUUACCAAUCCUGAUCAGCUUUCGCAAAGGUUUACACGCGUUUGGUCUGGCCAUUGUUAGAUGAUACAAUGACACAUCUGGUCCAGAUGCACCAUAUGGUGCCGCCAUCGUUCAAUUAUCGCGCCUCCUUUCAAGCACAACAUGGGCAUGGCCAUGGGCCCUCGCACGGACAAGACUACUUCACUUACCAUCAGGGCUUUUCGCACUCCCAAGAGGGGCAUCAACCAGGCCACCAACCAAGCCACCAACCGCCGUCGAACCUCCAUGACCAUCAUGUCAGCAACUUGAACGUGACACCCCGGUUGUUCCCUUCUCGCAGCACCCAGCCGACCUUGCAUCGCAUCGCGACCACCUUUCACCGAUCCCACGGACCAGACCACAGCGCCGAACACUCACUUCGACGAAAAACUCCGAGAGGAACUAUCGAUAAUGGUUACGAUGGCUCACUGACACAUCUGGCAUCCGGGCCACCUCCCUUGAAGCAGAUGGCCCUUCCGGGCCCAUCAAGGCUCUUUCCCGGCACUGUCGGUCAGGGGCUUUCUGGCUCGUCUACGUCAAGCAAUCUUCAGCAUUCCGUACCCGCCGGUUCUUGGCCGUAUCCUGCCCCACUGACCUCAGGAAGCCUCGCUUCGGCUACCGAGACACUUUCGCUCAAGUCGGGCUCCGUGACACCGCUGGGCUGGGGAGCUAGUCCAUCAAACGUGGGGCAAGGUUUUGGUGCAGCAGAUAGUAACCUCCUUGCGCUGCCCAUCCCCCAGUUUGGUCAUCAUACCGUGUCCAAUCUGCAACCACUUCUGGGGCCUGGCUAUCACACCCAGUCCAUGACUCCAGGAGUGUACAGUCCCGCGGCGCUCCCACAACCUGCGGUGCACAGAGAAGGUGUCCAUCCUGACUUUCGAAACUCGUUCAAUCUAGGGAAUCAUUACACGCAAACAGGUGCGGUCGUUGACAGCGCUUUCGUUCCGCCGAACUCGGCUAUCCAGCAGUGUCUUCCUCAAGUCUAUGGGCCGGGUCACGCACACUCGCUCAGGUUGCCAUUCUCAGCCUACCCCUUCGAUGAUGGCUUCUCACGCUAUAAUCAGGCACAUUUCACGCCACAUGCCACAUAUGUCGGCGGUAACAAUCAGUAUAUGAACUCAAAACCAGGCGGGAGCUUUCAACAAGGCAUUGGGGAGCCCUCGUCGCCAGUUCACUUCAAAGAUCGGGCAUUACAUUUAGCCCACAAGACAUAUAACGAUCUAGUCCUGUAUUUGAAUCACCUACAUCGUUGUGAAGCGACUAAGCCUGGAAGUGGGCACCGGAUUGCCUAUCCAAGACCGCCCAGGACACUUACUUUUUCUAUUCCCCAAUUCUCCGCCUCUUCCACGCGUCCAGGGGCAACCGAUGGCCACCCACAGCACUCGAACCAAAAUGACGCUACCUCGCGGCCUCUGAGUUAUACGUCCGGCCACUCUAAUCUUCACUCACUUUAUCUUGAGAACGUCAACAGCCAUCUAAAGCUUUGCUCACAAGGGCACUAUUAUCAGGCCAAGCUGCCUAAGCGUUCAUUUGAGCUCAACUCGCCCAUUGGUGCAGCAAAGACUGCCUUGGAUGUGUUGUCAAACCUGUGUGAGCAAAGUGGGUGGAAGUGGGUGGAUGGUAUGUUGCUUGGCGGGUGCCUUCAUUACGCUCUCGAGCGUUACGAUCAGGCACUCGAGUGGUUUAGACGGGUGCUCAGCAUUGACGAAAGCCAUGUUGAAGCCAUUUCCCACACGGCAGCAACACUUUACUCCAUGAACAGACCUGAUGAAGCCGAGCACCACUGGAUGCAAGCCGUGAAGAAACGACCGAGCUAUUUGGAGGCGGUGGAGAGCUUGGUGAAUAUGCUAAUUUAUAGGCAUAAGAGCCCAGAAGCGGUCAAGGUGAUUGACUUCGUUCAGCGCUCUUUGAGGAUGUCCAGCCCUGGUUCAGCACAUGAUCAAGUCAGUGAAACUGGGAGCGAAACGGACACGGCAUCGACGGCAACCAUCAGAGAACCUAGCCCUGACCCGUUUCUGCAUGAUGGGGAUAAAACCGAUAGCCCCGAGACAUUCUUUGCCUUCACUGCAGAGAAUAGCAGGCAACCAGGCUUUGGUUCGAGUGGCUAUGCUAUUCCUGGGAGCGAGAAUGGGCGGAUGAUCAGCAUUAUCCAUGCCAAAGGGAACAUCCUCUACUCCCUGAAGAACAUAGAUGGCGCAUCCAAAGCUUUUGAGGAGGCUGUUUUAGUUAGCGCCGGAAGACAGGUCAAGGGACUCCAGUCACUCAUCCGCCUGAUACAGAGUGUCCUCAAUCCAGGGAAUGGUGGGAUGGUAUCGCUGCAGAAUUCGACGAGAAAGAAUCUAUCUGCACCGCUAUUGCUCCCUCCUGAGAGAGCAAAACACACUGCUAAGCUCGUUUUUGCGGCUAGCGGUGGGCAUCUCCCUGGGCUUCGACACGUUGUAUCGAGUAGUCAGAGGAGGUCGGCCGUAUCAACGACAAGCAACGCUCUGCUUUCACUGGCCAAAAUCUUGCAAGAUGCCAUGUCCAAUGGAGGUUCUGGUACAGGCGUCCCACAGCAAUCACCCAGUGUUGGUGAUAUUCUGGCUCUUUACUACUUGUCUCUUUCUCUCCAGGAAAGUCCAUCCACAGCUAAUAACGUGGGAAUUCUUCUUGCGAGCGUCCAACUCACGGCAUCACAACAGGUGUCUGUCCCAGAUGCCUCUACGGCGGCACCGAUCCCUGGAAUUGUACCUGGGAGUGGGCUUGCUUUAGCGCUGGCUUACUACCAGUACGGACUCACGUUGGAUCCGAAGCAUGUACAUCUUCAUACGAACCUGGGCAGUCUCCUUAAGGAUAUCGGCCAACUCGAUCUAGCCAUCUCCAUGUACGAGAAGGCAGUGGCUUGUGAUGGCACUUUUGACAUUGCCUUAACGAAUCUUGCAAAUGCGGUCAAGGAUAGGGGUCGCACCAACGACGCCAUCGUCUACUACAAGCGGGCCGUAACCUCGAACCCGGAUUUCGCUGAAGCAGUCUGUGGACUUUCUACUGCUCUCAACUCGGUGUGCGAUUGGCGGGGCCGUGGCGGAGUUCUGCUUGCCAACGGCAGGUACGACCGGUGGCAUGUUGGUGAAGAUGGAAUGCUAGAAGACGUAACGAAACAGGGCAGGGGAAGCGGCCUCAUGCAGCGCGUGGUUGACAUUGUUGCCCAGCAGCUGAGGGAAGCGUCUGCCUGGGGUUGCGGUGUCUUGCAAGAACAAUCCGCUAUGCAGUUGAUGGCUUAUCUCAAGACUGCCAGGGCUGCUAUCGCCGAUGGUACACUGGACCUAGAUGCGGAGUUGCAGAAAUGGUCUGGUAAACCAUGGGAAGGUUCCCGGGUGUUACGGCUGAUCGAACGAGCUACAAAAACUACCGUGCGGCGUUGGUAUCGUGACAGGUACAUCAACGGCCAAGAGUCGGCUUCUGGAUACGCUCGGCCAAGGGUUCCCGGCACUCUCACGGUUCCAACCGCGCCAACAGUCCUACCAUUCCACACCUUUACAUGUCCUCUCACAGCCAAGGAUGUCCGAAUGAUCUCUCAGAGGAAUGCGCUUAGGAUCUCGUGUUCCACCCUCAGAUCUUCCUGGAUCCCCGCCACGGUAUAUGAACCCCCGAAACCACCAAGUCCACAACUCAACAUAGGCUAUGUAUCUUCCGAUUUCAACAACCAUCCUUUGGCACACUUGAUGCAAUCUGUCUUUGGAUUCCACGACAAUACACGGGUGAGGGCUUUCUGUUAUGCGACUACGGCCAGCGAUAAGUCGAUUCACCGCCAACAGAUCGAGCGCGAGGCACCAGUUUUCCAAGAUGUGAGCACCUGGUCAUCCGACCGGCUGGUACAGCAGAUUGUUGCAGAUGGAAUUCAUAUCCUGGUAAAUCUUAACGGCUAUACCAGAGGAGCUCGCAACGAGGUCUUCGCAGCACGACCUGCACCGAUUCAAAUGGCCUUUAUGGGAUUUGCAGGGACACUGGGGGCUGAGUGGUGCGACUAUCUGCUCGCAGAUACGACGUCAGUGCCACCAUCAACAUUGCGUCCACACCGUGACAACCUAAGUCUGGAGGAUGUCUUCCGUGAUGAAGCUGAUGCCGAGGCCGACGAUUGGGUAUACUCGGAGAAUCUCAUAUAUUGCAAGGACACAUUCUUUUGCUGCGAUCACAAACAGUCUGCCGAUGGUUCGGACGAGAGAGGGAUGACGUGGGAAGAGGAACAGAGGAGGCGAUGGAAUAUGCGCAAGAUGCUGUUCCCCAACCUCCCAGACGACAGGAUCAUCCUCGGUAACUUCAACCAACUCUACAAGAUCGAUCCUACUACGUUUCGAACCUGGCUUCGCAUACUAGCACAUGUUCCCAAAGCUGUCUUGUGGCUUCUGCGGUUCCCCGAGCUCGGCGAAAACAACCUCCGCCGGACGGCAAAGCUCUGGGCAGGUGAGGAAGUCGCCAGCCGCAUCAUCUUCACCGACGUGGCUCCCAAGCAGCAACACAUCGCCCGCGCCCGCGUGUGCGACCUCUUCCUCGACACACCCGAGUGCAACGCACAUACGACGGCCGCCGACGUCCUGUGGUCGAGUACACCGCUGCUGACCCUGCCGCGGUACGAGUACAAGAUGUGUUCGCGCAUGGCGGCGUCGAUUCUCAAGGGAGCGUUGCCGAAGAGUGAGGCGGGAAGACAGGCGGCUGAGGAUCUGAUUGCUGGUGAUGACUAUGAAUACGAGAACAGGGCUAUCAAGCUUGCGAAUGGGUUGACGUACGAGUUGGUUGUGGAUGGGUUUUCUAUGCCAGGGUAUAAUGGUGCUGGUGGUGCUGGUGGUGGUCACGGCGGUUACAGAGCUAGUUACUAUGGUAAACCGGUCGGAAGACUCGCCGAGCUGAGGAAAUUGCUGUGGGAGAGCAAGUGGACUUGUGCGUUGUUUGAUACGCGGAGAUGGGUCAGGGACUUGGAGGAUGCAUAUGAACAAGCGUGGCAGAGGUGGGUUGACGGCGUUGGUGGGGAUAUCUAUCUCUGAGCGCUGGGUAAAGGGCCACUUAUUGCCAGUUCCAUCAUCUUUUAG